Molecule: messenger RNA, 641 nt
Organism: Calliphora vicina (urban bluebottle blowfly)
Lineage: Eukaryota; Metazoa; Arthropoda; Insecta; Diptera; Calliphoridae
Exons: 3
Coding region: 212-541 (109 amino acids)
Source: RefSeq, a predicted model, not a curated record
GAACAAAUGAAACCCUUCAGCAUUUUUGUUUGUAAUACUUGUGAACACUGCAUUAAUAGAGGCUACCCUGAAACCAUGUCGCCGACAAUGUAGCCCACGAAUACGUAGUCAAAUUGUAUGUGCCCAGGAUAAAGAUGGUCGCAAUUGUCGUAAGUUAAAAGAAUGUGAACUACGUGAGCUAAAUUGUCGUUUAAGAAGUCGCAAACAAUCAAUGCUUAUGCAGACGUAUAUGCAACGUUGUCGUUUAAUAACAGGUGCGACAGGACGAAAUAAAUGUGCCCCACCUUUGGUAAUGAUACAUCGUAAGCCAACAACGAUGAUGCGUGAUUGCAAACGUUUACGUUGUUGGGAUAAUAGCAAACGUGCAUGUUAUCGUUGCCCUCACAAAGGUGACAUAUGUCAAUUGCUAACUGCGUGCCAGGCAGAACGUGCAAAUUGUCAACGACGUCGUCGUUCGAGAAAUCAACUCAUUCGUGUUGAUGAUUAUGAAUGCGAAAAUGUUAAACGUGGUCAUAUGAGAAGAUGCAAGAAACUCAAUUAGAAGGUGAUAUGGAAAAGGAUUUGAAAAUUAAUUUCUUUGCUAGAAAGUUAUUUAAUAAAAGAGAAAUUGAAUUAAAAAGAGAAAAUUUAAUUUAUUGAAA